Molecule: messenger RNA, 499 nt
Organism: Phanerochaete carnosa HHB-10118-sp
Lineage: Eukaryota; Fungi; Basidiomycota; Agaricomycetes; Polyporales; Phanerochaetaceae
Exons: 3
Coding region: 17-499 (160 amino acids)
Source: RefSeq, a predicted model, not a curated record
AUGACUUUAAGCUACCAUGGCCUCCGCGCUAGCUUUCACACGCUCCUCUCUGUCCAUGACGAUGUCCUCCCUCCGCGUAGUCUCAAUAGGACGACUGUUCACUGCCCGCCCCUUGUUGGCCAACCGCCAUAUAACACUGCCGUCAAGACUGCACAUGUACAUUAGGCAAUUUUCUAUCUCGCCUGUCCGCACGACGGAAAUCCCGAACAAGUCCCAGGUUGACACGAUAAUGAAGGCCUUGCAAGGCUCGAAAGCGUGGAGCAAGGUCUCGGACAAUCAGAAGAUCCAACAAAUGUACGCAGAAACUGUGCAGGUCAUGAUAGAAGAAGGCAUGGGCGCGAAGCCUUCCCCGUUCAUGCUGCUAACAAACUCGAGGGUCAGGGAGCAAAUAAAGAAGAUAGCACAGGCACUCCAAGCAGCGGGGCUCGACGCGGAAAGCAUGAAGGAGCUCGCCGAGAUUGCUCAAAACGCCCUCAAAGAGGAAGAGAACAAGAGAUAA